AUGAGCGACCACGAAAGUGACAACUACGAUAGCGAGCCAGAUAUUUUUGAAAUUAUUGUCAGCGACUCUGAGGACGAUCUGGAUAUGGAGGAUCUUUUCAGUGCACCAGCAACAGGGACUCAGAACACCACUAUGGAUGAGGAGUGCCAAGUCGAGGAAGGGGUUUCGAGAAGACGAACUGUUGAAGGACACCAUGUUAGUGAAGACAAUGAGGACUACUUGCAGAGAACCUAUGGUGUCAAGAGCACGCAGUACUGUUUUCGGCUUGGGAAGAAGCACAUUUACUGUCGRAACUUUAUUAUUGAAGAGCGGUCAAGUGGCAAUGUUGUCAUCAACCCGACCGCGAGGUUUUACAAGCGGGCGUCGAGGAAAGUGAAGCWGGAUCUUGAGAGUGUUCCGGUUCACCAGUUUACGCCGGACGAGAAGGAGAUUCGGGUUGACGAUGCAGAUCUCUACGAGAUGGUUGAGUCAAAGGAGGAGACUGUUCGGGGCAUGCACUGUGUUAGUACUCAGGCGUGUGUUGGUAUCAAGAAACAUGUCAAGUUGUACAUGCCGCGGGAAGUUGUUGAAGGGUCGAAUUUCGACAUGAAGGUUCGUGACGAAGGRUAUGCCCAGGUUACRAGAUCUACUGCAGUUUUGGACCAGUUUUUCAGUGUCUAUGAGUUUGACGACAAGAUGAGCGAGCCAGACAGCACUGCAGGGUACAUUGAUGCUGGCCGCAAGAUAUACAAGGCGGUUUACGAUGAUGUUAUUGCGCAGCACGAUCUUGCGAAUUUUCUUGGUAGUAGUCUCACGUAUCAUUUUCGGAACGAGCGGUUUGUCAGGGUUUUAGCGCCAGAGACGGUCAAGCAGUAUGGCACGUGUUUUGGGAGGAUGCUAUCGUUGAUUAUGGCGAGCAAGGAUUUUGAUUUGUGCGAGAGAGUUGACACCAGCAUUGCGAAUGAGCUCAGCGGUGCGGCGUGGGAGCAGAUGAUCAACCCGUUGUUGGAAUGGAUUGUUUCGCAGACGRCGGACUCGGACACGUUGUGCACGAUGUUGGUUAGGCCGUAUUUGUAUAACUUCAAGACGAAGGCAUGGCAGUCUGUUGCGUGGUGCUUAAAGUACAUUGAUGCAUUGAAGCUGAUGUUUAAGAUGGCGAUGUUCUUGAAGAGCCGGGAUGAGUUUUCUAGUUUUUGCUCGCAGCCGCAAGAGUAUGGGUGCUACUUUUACCUUCAGACGAUAUACGCGCGGUUGGUACAGCAACGGAGGGAGGUUGUUGAGAUGGAGGUGUCGGGGAUUGACAAGCGCACGGUGUUUGUUCGCGAGAUCAAGGUGACGACGGACUACAUCAGCAAGUUGUAUCACGAUGGGGUCAAGUUGUAUAUGCUGGAGUAUGGCAGUUUGUGCCGAGUUAUGGGGCUUGAGUCUAGUAUUGACAGGCCGUAUAAUGAUUUUGUUGCGCAUGCCAAGUUUGAUCACCAGUCGUACGGGUUGACGAUGAAUAUGGAGAACAAUGCGUACUUGAAGUAUGAUGUGGCGAGACACGCGAGCCAGAAGCACGCGAUUGUCGAUUUGAUAGACAGCAUGACGCGGAUAUUGUAUGUUUUGAUUUUUACGGCGUCGGCAAACACGUUUAGGGCUACUGAGUUGAGUGAGGUUAAUGUUGCUGCGAACGAGGUUUUGAACCGGAACUUGAUAUACCGGCACGGGGCGGUCGAGAUAGUAACGAGCUACGGUAAGAACAGGAAAUUCACCGCGAGGGAGCGGUUCUACCCGCUUCAGUUGCAGAAGCUUAUAGUUAAUCACUCGUUGUCUAUGAAGCCGCUCUUGCUCAGGGCGAUGACGGGGAUUGGGGAGAUGGAUGCUAUACAUGUUAAUUUUCACCGGUACCAGUUGUUUGCGUUGUCGAGCAACAAGCUCGUUGAGCGUGGGCACUACUACAGCACGUGCCGUACGAUUAUGAAAGAUUUUGGUGGCGACAUUGUUCGGAUUCGAGAGAUGCGGCAGGCGGUGUCGUACUUUAUCAAGAACGCAGUGGUGGUUGACAGUAAGCUUGAUGCGCUUGAGAUGGCGGUUGAGCGAGCACAGGGGCACACGAUGCAGACAUCGGACGAGUCGUAUGCGAUCGAGAAUAGUUGGAGCUGUCAUUUCUCAAGUAGCAACUCGCAGAGGAUGUUGAAAUUUUUCACCGAGUAUCACAGGUUUAUGAGGUUUGACCYGAUCUACAGCGAGGUCGAGUACGAGAAGGAGGAGGUUGCAAGUAACAGCAGCAACUGGCGUGUAUUGACUACGGAAUMUAUAAGCCAGGCGAAGGAGAUUUGUGGGUAUCUGUUUCGAGACUUGGACCAGGAGACAGCUAUCACUGAUGUUGCGUUCACGCCGACGCGGUCGAGGGCGAUUCUUGCGCACACGGGGUUUGGCAAGACGUUUGUGUUUUUGGUGCCGAUGAUUGCGUAUAAGAUUGGGGGAGGUGGCGAGCACUUUGUGCACUUGGUGUUGAUGCCGUACCGGUUUUUGGCGGAGCAGAUGAAGACGAGGUURCGGCGGUACUUGCAUGUGAUUGACGCGUACGAGCACCGGCUGUUUAGCGAUGGGGUUGAUGUUAUAGUUGGAGUUUUUGACUGUUUGAGGAACCGGGAGUUUGUGAAUUUCAUUCUUAAUUUUCAGAAUCUACCCUGUGGGCGAAACAGUCGUCUUGGGAUGGUGGUUAUUGAUGAAGCGCAGGUGUUGAAUGAGGAAUACAAGUUUCGSAAUUUCAGCAAUCUCAGAUAUGAGUGUCUCAAGGUUUUCUUUAAGGUUGUGUGUUUGGGGGCUACGCUUGGCCGGGAUUUCUGUCGCAUGAACAGUCGCACAUUACUUCUGCCGGUGAUGAUGAAUUGCGUGCGUGAGUUGCCUAAUUGCAAUGUGUAUAUGGACCAGAGGGUUGGUGAUAGUAGAGAGUUGAUGUAUGUGAAGUUGAAGCAGUAUGUGAAGAAUUUUGUAAACUAUUACCCGGACGAUUUGGUGUUGGUGUACUAUGACUGGAAGGAGACGCUUUAUGCGCACGAAGCUGAGUUGCGGCGGAGUUAUGGAGAUGGUGUUGUGACUGUUACUGCAGAUAUUGAGGAUAUGGAAGGUGUGCAAGACGUUGUUCGGACAGCAAAAGUUGUUUUAGCGACGAAAAGUUUUAGUUGUGGGAUUGACUUGCCGAAUAUACGGGCGAUUGUUUUUUUUUGA
Molecule: messenger RNA, 3195 nt
Organism: Candida albicans SC5314
Lineage: Eukaryota; Fungi; Ascomycota; Pichiomycetes; Serinales; Debaryomycetaceae
Exons: 1
Coding region: 1-3195 (1064 amino acids)
Molecular function (GO): ATP binding; nucleic acid binding
Source: RefSeq, a predicted model, not a curated record